Ectocarpus sp. CCAP 1310/34 is the source of this 1020-nucleotide messenger RNA. The record is from the annotation of a GenBank genome assembly. Lineage: Eukaryota; Phaeophyceae; Ectocarpales; Ectocarpaceae.
AUGUUACUGCUGACGCAGUCUGCGCUUAACUCGGACAAGAAGAUCGUGGGCUUUCUGAUGGAUGCUCGUGAUCCCGCUGGUUCCGAGAUUGUGCGUGCUCGGUUUGCAUGGCGCCGGAUGCUGCCCCCGAACGUCUCGCCGAUAGCCGACAUCACCCACAUCUUCCCCUUCCUUCUCGCGCCAAUCUUCUCCAGUCCGGACAAUCUGGGCCGCUAUGUUCGGACCAUGGUCGUUACGGAGGUGGCAGAUCGCAUCAGUGUGGAGCCCGACACCCCCGCUGGCAAGGAGGCUGUGUGCAAUACCUUCCAAUACCUCGUCAAGGCUUGCAGCUGGAGCUGUUUCGAGGUGCGCUCACAAUCAUUGACUGCGGAAGGCUUUCAUGUUUUACAACAGUCCCAGCAAGAGCAGGUCAAGCAGGCAACGCGAGUGAUAGGGGUUGCUCUCGGAACCAUCCACAAAGGGCUUCACAUCGCUCGCAAUGUGGUCGUUAACGGCGAUGUUACGAAUUGCAAUGUCGAAGAGGCCAAGAACAAGGAACUGAAAGCAUCGGCUCCUUCGGCGAGUGGACGAGACAACGCCCGGCAUAUUUGGCGUGCUACGAACGACAGCUUUGCUAUCAAAGCGCUGGCGGACGGAAUCGAGUGGACCACCUCGGGUUGGACCGGAAGCAAGUGGGAGAGGGGAACGGUCACGGCAGGCGACCCCUGCCGUCAGACCCUCCAGGACUGGGAUGAAGACCUUGUCGGGACGGAGACAGCACUCACGGGAGUGGACCGAGCUGACUGGCAAUCUGUUGUCCGAGAAACGCUUCCGACCGCACUACAACUAGAGGCGCUGUACAAAGAAAAGCUCGGCUGCGGCCGGGAAGAGUCCGGGCCGCUCUGCAACGACGACGUAUGUGCGUUCUGCGGGCGAGGUAGUCCGGGCCUGCACAACGGUUCCGUGACUUGCUUCAACCAUUGGGGAAACGCGCCGGAGGAGUUAGAGCAGGCACAGGUACUCUACGGGGUGGUUCAGUAA